AUGGGACCAUAGAGUACAAAGCAAACUAAAUCAGCCCAAUUACUCCUCUCUCUUCGCCUUUUCCACUAUAGUUCUUCAGGAAUAGAAGCCUAUAGUAGAGAAGACCCAUAAGGAAGGAGUACUUACUCAACUCAACGAAGAGCAACCAUGGUGGAAGAAGAUCAGGCCAGACCCUUUGCAUACGCCACCACCCCUACCGUCACCGGCGACGAAGAAGCUACUUCACUUCAAUCCCAGAGGAAGCUCCGCCGUAAGAAAUUUUGUAUUUGCUACAUAUCUGUAUCAUUGGUGAUAGGGUUAGUACUCCCAUUAGUCCUCAUCUUCACUGUCUUCAAAGUUAAAAAACCUACAAUGACUCUCAAUUCAGUUCAGUUUGAAAAAGUAUCUAUCAGUAACUCAACCUCACUCGCCGGAAUACCUAGCUUAAACCCUACAACUCCGACCACCACCACCACCAGUACAAACCCUAGUAUCAACAUGACCAUGUUAGCAGACAUGUCUGUCAAGAACCCAAACGUAGCUUCCUUUAAGUUCAAACCAGGCACUACCAUCCUCUAUUAUUAUGGCUCUGAGGCCGGCGUAGCGCGAAACCCCGCCGGAAACGCCAAGGCGAAAAAGACUAUGCAUAUGAACCUUACCAUUGAUCUUUACAUCCAAGCUGAUUCUUCUACACCUAGUAAGCUUGAACACUUGACUAGUGAUCUCAAAUCAGGAGAAAUGAGUAUGGAUAGCUAUACUAUAUUGGAUGGGCGUGUGAAUGUUUUGAAUAUCUUCAAGAAAAAUGUUGAAAUCAAGAUGAACUGCACCAUGACUCUAGCUAUAUCUUCAGGUUCUCCUGUGUCUGUGUCCCUCAAAGACAUGCAAUGUAAAAGUAAAGUUAAGCUCUAGAGAAUUUUUUAUUUUCCUUUUCUUUUUUCCUUUUUUUAUAAUUUUAAUUUGAGUUAUUUUGAUCUUUAUUUGAUUGUAUUAUCUUAUCAUCAUCAGUUCUUGUUAUUUGUUUGUAUUAGAGGAGUUGUUCUUAUUAUAGUGAUUGAAUUAUAUUAAUCCUUCUUAUGUUUUGUAUAA
Macadamia integrifolia is the source of this 1065-nucleotide messenger RNA. RefSeq names its product late embryogenesis abundant protein At1g64065-like. The coding region runs from base 148 to 888 and encodes 246 amino acids. The record is from RefSeq and is a predicted model, not a curated record. The transcript has a single exon. Lineage: Eukaryota; Viridiplantae; Streptophyta; Magnoliopsida; Proteales; Proteaceae.